CGUACCCCCCAUUCCGAUCUCCUCUCGAAGCCAGAAAAAUCCGGAUGACGGCACGGCCCGUUGCGGGAGCUGCUAACGCACGAGCGAAGAACCGGAGCGGUCGAGAUGCCGCUGGCGUCUGUUUGCCAAACAGGGUUGGAAUUUGCACAAGUCUGUCUCCCAAUUUGGCCAAACCGUUUCACGAUUCGGGCAGCGGCAGGGCAGCCCCACGACGCCGGCAGCUCGGAGCGGAUCCAGCUGUCGGGAACGUUCAACGUGCGCAAGGGGAAGAUGCAGCUGCCGGGGAGCCGUUGGGCCCGGCGCCAGGUGAUCAUGUGCGGCACCUGCCUGAUCGUGUCGUCCGUGAAGGACAGCCUGGCUGGCAAGAUGCACGUGUUGCCGCUCAUCGGAGGCAGAGUGGAGGAAGUGAAAAAGCACCGGGAGCACUGUCUGGCCUUCAGUUCAUCCGGGCCGCAGAGCCAAACCUAUUACGUUUGUUUCGAUACUUUCACUGAGUACCUGAGGUGGCUGCGCCUAGCUUCCAAGGUCGCCUCCCAGCGUAUCAGCUCGGUGGACCUUUCUUGCUGCAGCUUGGAGCAGCUUCCUGCCAACCUGUUCUACAGCCAAGAUCUCACGCACCUCAACUUGAAGCAGAACUUCCUGAGGCCCGGCCCCGGCCCCUCGGUCUCCCGGGGGCUCGACGAACUGCAGAGGUUCUCCAAGUUGAAGAGCCUUAACCUGUCCAAUAACCACCUGGGCGACUUCCCGCUGGCCGUCUGCUCCAUCCCGACGCUCGUGGAGCUGAACGUGUCCUGCAACGCCCUGAGAGCCGUGCCCGCCGCGGUCGGAGACAUGCACAACUUGCAGACGUUCCUGCUGGAUGGCAACCACCUGCUGUCUCUUCCUGCCGAGAUGGAGAACAUGCGCCAGCUCGGCUACCUGGGCCUCUCCUUCAACGAAUUCGCCGACCUCCCCGGCGUGUUGGCCAGGCUGACCGCCGUGGACCGGCUCUGUAUGUCCGGGAACUGCCUGGAGACCCUCAGCCUGCAGGCGCUUGGCAGGGUGCCGCACAUCAAGCACGUGGACCUGAGGCUGAAUGCCAUCAGGGAGCUGGUGGUGGCGGGAGACUCCGACGCCCUUCAUCACGUGACGCAGCUGGACCUGCGGGACAACAAGCUCGUGGAACUGGAUGUCACCGUCUUCUGCAACGUCCAGGUGCUGCACUGUGAGCGUAACCAGCUGGGGAGCCUGAGCCUCUGCGGGGCCUCCCUGAAGGCGCUCUACGCCUCAUCCAAUGAGCUGGUUCAUCUCGACGUCUGCCCGGUUCCAAACUUCUUGACCCUCAUGGACCUCUCCAGGAACCGCUUGGAGAACGUGCCCGAGUGGGUGUGCGACAGCCCGAAGUUAGAAGUGCUGGACGUCGGACACAACCGUAUUCGGGAGCUUCCGGCCCGGUUGUUCUGUAACCGCGGCCUGAGGAAACUGCUGGCGGGACACAAUCGGCUGACCCGGCUGCCGGAUCGGCUCGAGGGGACCCAGGUGGAAGUUCUGGACGUGCAGCACAACCAGCUUCUCGAGCUGCCGCCCACCCUCCUGCUGAAGGCCGACAGCCUGAGGUACCUGAACGCCUCGGCUAACGGCCUGGAGACCCUUCCCCCGGCCACGCUGUCCGAAGAGACGCCCGGCGCGCUGCAGGAGUUGUACGUGACCAACAACCGCCUCACGGACAAGUGCGUGCCCCUCCUGACGGGCCACCCCCGCCUGAAGAUCCUGCACAUGGCCUACAACCGGCUCCAGAGCUUCCCGGCCAGCAAAAUGGCCAAGCUGGAGGAGCUGGAGGAAGUGGAUGUCAGCGGCAACAAGCUGAAGGCCUUGCCUACCACCAUCCUGGCCUGCAGGCGCAUGCACACCGUCAGCGCGCAUUCCAACUGCAUUGAGGUCUUCCCAGAAGUCAUGCAGCUGCCGGAAAUCAAGUGCGUGGACCUGAGCUGUAACGAGCUGAGCGAGGUGACGUUGCCCGAAAACCUGCCCCCCAAACUGCAAGAACUCGACCUGACGGGGAACCCGCGCCUGGUCCUGGACCACAGGACUCUGGAACUGCUCAAUAACAUCCGCUGUUUCAAGAUCGACCAGCCGUCGGCCGGCGCCGCCGCCGGAGUCCCGGCCGUGUGGAGCCACGGCUUCACGGAGGCGUCGGGGGUGAAGAACAAGCUGUGCGUGGCGGCCCUGUCGGCCACCAACUUCUGCGAUAACCGCGAGGCGCUCUACGGCGUGUUCGACGGCGACCGCAACGUGGAGGUGCCCUACCUCCUGCAGUGCACCAUGAGCGACGUCCUGGCGGAGGAGCUGCAGAAGACCAAGAACGAGGAGGAGUACAUGGUCAACACGUUCAUCGUCAUGCAGAGGAAACUCGGGACGGCCGGACAGAAGCUCGGGGGCUCGGCCGUCCUCUGCCACGUCAAGCACGACCCCCUGGACCCCGGCGGGUACUUCACCUUGACGUCGGCCAACGUGGGGAAGUGCCGGGCGGUCCUCUGUCGCGACGGCAAGCCCGUGCCCCUGUCCCGGUCCUACGUCAUGAGCUGUGAGGAGGAGUGGAAGAGGGUCAAGCAGAACAAGGCCAUCGUCACCGAGGACGGCAAGGUGAACGGGGUGACGGACUCGACGCGGAUCCUGGGCUACACGUUCCUCCACCCGAGCGUGGUGCCGCGGCCGCACGUGCAGUCGGUGACCCUGACCCCGCGGGACGAGUUCUUCAUCCUGGGCAGCAAGGGGCUGUGGGACAGCCUGGCGGCCGAGGAGGCGGUGGAGGCCGUGCGCGACGUGCCCGACGCCCUGGCCGCCGCCAAGAAGCUGUGCACGCUGGCCCAGAGCUACGGCUGCAACGACAGCAUCAGCGCGGUGGUGGUGCGGCUCGGCGUCCCCGAGGACGGCUUCUGCCGCUGCCGCCGCUGCGGCGGGGGGCCGCCGCCGCCCCCCAGCCCGGGCCCCGGGCCGGCCCCCGCCGGGGGCCUCGGGGAGCGGCCCUCCGGACGGGCGGCCGCGCCCCGGGCCGGCGGCGGCGGCCCGGCCUCGGAGACGAGCGGCGAGGUCUCCGCUUCGGAGAUGAGCAGCGAGGUGGGCUCCACGGCCUCGGACGAGCCGGGCCCCGGGGGCGCCCCGGGCGACGGCGGCCCCGCCGCCUGGGCCGGCGAGCAGCGCCGCACGCUGCACCCCGGGGGCCCGGCCGGCUCCUUCCGGCGCCGGCUGUCCGACGCCGCCUUCUCCGGCGCCUUCCCCGACAACGGCCUCGACAGCGACGACGAGGAGCCCGUCCGGGGCGUGUUCAGCAACGGGAGCCGCGUGGAGGUGGAGGUGGACAUCCACUGCGGCCGCGCCGAGCCGCCGGGCCCGGCGGAGGCCGGCGACGAGGCGGCGGGCGGGGGCGGCGGCGAGGAGGAGGAGGCCGGCCCGCCCAGGAGGCCCGACCUCUCCGCCGCGGGGACCGUCGGGCGCCGGCGGGGCAACGGCUCGGUGGCGCCCCAGGAGCGGAGCCACAACGUCAUCGAGGUGGCGGCCGAGGCGCCCCUGCGGAGGCCCGGGGGCUACUUCGCCGCCCCGGCCCAGCCCGACCCGGACGACCAGUUCAUCGUCCCCCCGGAACUGGAGGAGGAGGUCAAGGAGAUCAUGAAACAGCACCAGGAGCAGCGGCUGCAGCGGCCGGCGCAGCGGCCGGCGCAGCACCCGCCGCCCCAGCCCCGGCCCCAGCGGCAUCCGCCGGACCAGCCGCCGGACUCCUACGACACGCCGCUAUGACCCGGCCCCCGGCCCCCGGCCCCCGGCCCCGUUUUUAAACCUCGGUGGACGAACCGAGGGGGCGUGGCGGAGCGGAGUCGCGGGGCC
Messenger RNA from Ornithorhynchus anatinus (platypus), 3861 nucleotides. It is a transcript of the gene PHLPP1, whose product is annotated as PH domain and leucine rich repeat protein phosphatase 1. The record is from RefSeq and is a predicted model, not a curated record. Gene Ontology annotation, molecular function: protein binding. NCBI's taxonomy places the organism in Eukaryota, Metazoa, Chordata, Mammalia, Monotremata, Ornithorhynchidae.